Molecule: messenger RNA, 651 nt
Organism: Trypanosoma theileri
Lineage: Eukaryota; Euglenozoa; Kinetoplastea; Trypanosomatida; Trypanosomatidae
Product: putative vesicle-associated membrane protein 713
Exons: 1
Coding region: 1-651 (216 amino acids)
Biological process (GO): vesicle-mediated transport
Cellular component (GO): membrane
Source: RefSeq, a predicted model, not a curated record
AUGGGAACCAUUCUUUAUGCCCUUGUGGCAUCCGCCGAGGGAAUUCCACUGGCAGAAUAUCAUGCUUCUUCAAGUACACAUGGUGAAAAUGCCAAGAAAGUGCUUGCGAGUAUUAAGGGAGCAAUAUUAGAAAGAAAAUGUCUUGGAUACAAUGGUUAUUCCUAUGAUAUUCUUCCUCAUAGAGAUGGGACUGUUUACAUGUCUGUGACGGAGGAUUCUUGUAAUCGUGCCAUCUCCUUCAGAUUUCUUGAUGCUGCACGGCGACGUUGUCAUGCUCACCGUGGUAAUCCCGUUGCACUCGCUUCGGAACUCAAAAAAGAGGUGGAUUUUUUUAAUGAUACCCAACGUACAAAAAUAUGUGAGAUCCGGUCGGAAAUAGCGCAGGUAAAAGAAGAAAUGGUUCGUAAUGUAGACAAAUUAAUGUACCGUAGUGACAGGCUUGACACACUUUUGAUAAAAUCAUCCGCUCUGGAAGACGAGUCCUCGUUAUUUCGCCAAAAUGCGAGGGAACUAAAACGCCAACUUCUUUGCCGUCGUAUUUUGUUAUGCACAGUAGUAGCUGUGAUUGUAAUAGGCUUAAUAUUCGUCCUUGUAUUGUCAAUAUGCUCAAAAGAUGGUGUUAAUUUCCAUCGAUGUAGUGGCGGCUCUUGA